Molecule: messenger RNA, 1368 nt
Organism: Chanos chanos (milkfish)
Lineage: Eukaryota; Metazoa; Chordata; Actinopteri; Gonorynchiformes; Chanidae
Product: gap junction alpha-3 protein-like
Exons: 1
Coding region: 1-1368 (455 amino acids)
Biological process (GO): cell-cell signaling
Cellular component (GO): connexin complex
Molecular function (GO): gap junction channel activity
Source: RefSeq, a predicted model, not a curated record
AUGGGUGACUGGAGCUUCCUGGGACGGCUGUUGGAAAAUGCACAAGAACACUCAACGGUCAUCGGCAAGGUCUGGUUGACCGUCCUCUUCAUCUUCAGGAUCCUCGUUUUAGGUGCAGCCGCUGAGGAAGUGUGGGGUGAUGAGCAGUCCGACUUCACCUGUAACACUCAGCAACCUGGUUGUGAAAAUGUCUGCUAUGAUGAGGCCUUUCCCAUCUCACACAUCCGUUUCUGGGUGCUGCAAAUCAUUUUUGUGUCCACGCCCACCCUCAUCUAUUUGGGCCAUGUGCUUCACAUUGUCCGCAUGGAGGAGAAACGCAAGGAAAAGGAGGAAGAGCUGCGCAAGGCCAGUAGAUUUCAGGAGGAAAAAGACCUCUACAGGAAUGGAGGUGCAGGAGGAGCUGGGGAUGGGGGUGGUGGUGGAAAAAAGGAAAAACCUCCAAUCCGAGAUGAGCAUGGCAAAAUACGGAUCAGGGGGGCUCUGCUGCGUACCUAUGUGUUCAAUAUCAUCUUCAAAACACUGUUUGAAAUUGGCUUUAUCGUGGGGCAGUAUUUCCUCUAUGGGUUUCAACUACGACCCCUUUACAAGUGUGCAAGAUGGCCUUGCCCAAAUAUAGUGGACUGUUUCAUCUCAAGGCCCACAGAAAAGACCAUCUUCAUUAUUUUCAUGCUUGCAGUGGCUGGCGUGUCCCUUUUGUUAAACCUUUUAGAAAUUUACCAUCUGGGUUGGAAGAAGGUCAAGCAGGGCAUGACCAAUGAGUAUGUGCCUGAGCGAGAGAGUCUACAUAACACAGCUGAUGAGUCUGCGGGGCCAGAUGACAUGACGAUCCUCCCUGCGGACAGCUCUGCCCCUCCCAUCCUCAGCUAUCCACCCAACCUCGCAGACACAACAAUGCUGGGCAACAGCACAUUCCAAACACCAGCACAGACCAUGGCUGUGGUGUCCACCCCUGAAGCAGAUGAUAAAAUCAACUCUCUCUCCGAAGCCCUCCCAUCCUCUCUCUACAGCAGCAACAACAGCAACAACUACAUGCUUUCUAUGCAGCAGAACUGGGCUAACAUGUCAAAAGAGCUACAAAGUAGUGAGAUUAAGGCCAUCUCACCAUGCCUCUCCUCCUCAUCGUCAUCAUCUUCCCUAAGCAAUAUAACACUGCCCAAAGAUUCAGUCCUACCUUCGUCAGUCUGCAUGGCUGGUUUCAACAGAGGUGAUUACGUUGAUGGGAAGAGAGAACACGACGUGGGCCAUGACAUCACCACAACUGUGGAGAUGCAUGAACCACCAGUUGCAAUGCCCACAGAUGUCCGCAGAUUGAGCAGAGCAAGCAAGACAAGCAGCAUCAGAAAUAGGCCUGAUGACCUAGCAGUCUAA